AGUGGGUGUUUUCCUCUAAACUUGGGCCAUGAUUUCAAGGGCUCUGGAGCCCUCGGUCCGCUGCUAACCCGGGGUCUGGCCUGUCUUCAGCGUUCCUGGGACAUAACAUGCGUCCCCAAAGGCAGGAGUGGUGUAUACCUCUGGGACUUCUGCUGCUGCCUCAUUUGCUGCUGGCAAACAUUCAAGAUGCUUCGGAUCAAAUGACCGUCAUCUCUGGCAGCAACGUGACUCUGAAAAUCUCCAAUGUGACUCAUAACUACAAACAAUUAGCCUGGUUUUACAACGACAACCAGAAGAUUGUAGAACAGGAGUCCAAAGACCCUAAAUACUUCAAGUCUCAGUUCAAGGACAGGGUCCGUCUUGGUGCUGACCACACACUCUUCAUCUAUAAUGUCCAGAAGGAGGACAGCAGCACGUACAUCCUGAAGGUGUUGAAGGAGUCUGGGAGAGAGAUAUCUAAGUACAUCUCACUGGAGGUGUUGGAUCCAGUACCUAAACCUGUCAUAAAGAUUGAGAAGACACAGGAAGAGAGCAACAGAUGUCAUCUGAAACUGUCAUGUGAGAUCGAAGGCCUGUCUGCAAGCUGGUAUGGGGACUCGAGACCAUUUCCAAAGGAGAGCCAUAGUAAUGUGCUUGAAAUCACCGUUAACCCAGAGAAUUACUCCAGGAGUUACACCUGCCAAGUCAGCAAUGCUGUGAGCAGCAAGAAUGACACAGUCUACUUCACUUUACCCUGUACUCUGGACUAUGGACACUGUAGACUUCCUCAUUCUUCCCAACUGACUGGCCAUGCCUCUUCUCGUCUCUCCUGCCACCACAGACCUGAUGGGACAGUUUGGCGUCUGGCCAUGAGACUACCUUCCUAUCACCAGCACAUCCUGAGAGCCAGAAAAAGGAAGAAACACAGCCCCUGUCCUUUAUAAAAUGAGGGUGACCGCUCAUCUACAGAGAGGAGGAAAACAAUAAUAUAGCCCUUUUUAUUUUGGAAGUGCUAAACCACUCUAGUCACUUGUUAGCCACCCAAAUUAUUCUAGAAAAGCAUCCCUAAUUUAUCACCCAUUCUCUUUGUCUUUUACUUUUCUGCUCCCUCCUCCCCUCUGUUCUUACCCCUUCUCUUCUCUUCCCUUCUUUUCUCUCUUCCCGUUCUCUUUUUUCCUCUUAGUAGGUGUAGAUGGUGAGUGGGGUGG
Molecule: messenger RNA, 1187 nt
Organism: Leopardus geoffroyi (Geoffroy's cat)
Lineage: Eukaryota; Metazoa; Chordata; Mammalia; Carnivora; Felidae
Gene: CD48
Product: CD48 molecule
Exons: 4
Coding region: 108-923 (271 amino acids)
Source: RefSeq, a predicted model, not a curated record